ACCAUGGGACCCACCCCAGCGGUCCCCACUCCAUACGGCUGCAUAGGCUGCAAGCUGCCGAAGCCCGACUACCCACCUGCCCUGAUCACCUUUAUGUUCUGCGCAAUGGUUGUCACCAUUGUUGUAGACCUGAUCGGCAACUCCAUGGUCAUCCUGGCUGUGUCGAAGAACAAGAAACUCCGAAAUUCUGGGAACAUCUUCGUGGUCAGCCUCUCUGUGGCUGAUAUGCUGGUGACCGUCUACCCCUACCCUCUGAUGCUGCAUGCCAUGUCCGUUGGGGGCUGGGAUCUGAGCCAGUUCCAAUGCCAGCUGUUCGGGUUCAUCACAGGGCUGAGUGUGGUCGGUUCCGUCUUCAACAUCUUGGCCAUCGCCAUCAACCGUUACUGCUACAUCUGCCACAGCCUCAAGUACGAGCGGAUCUUCAGCAUGCGCAACACCAUCAUCUACCUGGUGGUCACCUGGGUCAUGACCUUCCUGGCCGUCCUGCCUAACGUAUACGUUGGCAUCAUUGAGUAUGACCCUCGCACCUACACCUGCAUCUUCAACCACCUGAACAACCCUAUCUUCGCGGUGACCAUCGUCGGCAUCCACUUCGUCCUUCCGCUCCUUGUUGUUGGUUUCUGCUACAUGAGAAUCUGGACAAGGGUGUUGGCAGUUCGUGACCCAGCUGUGCAGAGUGCUGACCGCCAGCUCGCUGAGGUUCGCAACUUUCUAACCAUGUUUGUGAUAUUCCUCCUUUUCGCAGUGUGCUGGUGCCCUGUCAACGUGCUCACUGUGUUGGUGGCUGUCAACCCGAAGAUGGCAGGCAAGAUCCCCAACUGGCUUUAUCUUGCAGCCUACUUCAUAGCCUACUUCAACAGCUGCCUCAACGCUGUCAUCUACGGGGUCCUCAAUGAGAGUUUCCGGCGAGAAUACUGGACCAUCUUCCAUGCUUUGCGACACCCUAUCCUGUUCCUGUCUGGCCUCAUCACUGAUUUCCGUGAGAUGCAGGAGGCCCGCGCUCUGGCCCAAGCUCGCAUCCGUGCCCGCGAUCAAGCCCGAGAACAGGCUCGAGAACAAGAACGUGCCCGUGCCAGUCUCGCUGCCGAGGGAAACCCGCCGAGUGUCCGCAAUGUUGCGCUGCCUGGGGAUUCUGCAUCUGGCCGCCCUGAUCGUGCCUCUGUCCACCCCAAGUCCCACACCAGGUCUGCUUCUGCUUCUGCUUACCGCAAACCUGCCUCUAGCUACAACAAGUCUCACUUGUGCCACUCCAAGGCUGCCUCUGGCCACCCCAAGUCUGCCACUGUCUACCCUAAGUCAACCUCCGUCCACUUCCAAGCAGCUGAGCCUGUCCAUUGCAAGCCUGCCUCUGUCCAUUUCAAGGGUGACUCUGUCCAUUUCAAGUCGGCUUCCAAGCCUGUCACUGCUCACCACUCCAAGUCCAGCCUCAGCCAUGCAACCAGCUACCCUAAAUCUACUCCUGCCUGUAUCAAGUCCGCCCUCAGCUACCCUGAGCCCACUUCUGUUGACUAUCUGGAGCCUUCCACCAGCCACGCUGUGCGCACUGAUGCUGACCACUCUGAGCUCUCGGCCUCCCACUGCGCUGUGAUCACCACCACUGGCGACCUUGAGUCUGACGUCAUUGAACUCCCCGGGCCUGACUCCCCCGAGUCCUGUGAGCCUGCUGCUGCCCCUCCUGACCUCACGGUUGUCACCGUUGCUACUGGCGAUGCCAGCGAGGUGGUUAUUGAUGUCGAUGAUGAUUCCGAUGAGAUGGCCGUGUGA
Messenger RNA from Jaculus jaculus (lesser Egyptian jerboa), 1764 nucleotides. RefSeq names its product G protein-coupled receptor 50 (gene Gpr50). NCBI's taxonomy places the organism in Eukaryota, Metazoa, Chordata, Mammalia, Rodentia, Dipodidae. Gene Ontology annotation, molecular function: melatonin receptor activity. The record is from RefSeq and is a predicted model, not a curated record. Gene Ontology annotation, biological process: G protein-coupled receptor signaling pathway. The transcript is spliced from 2 exons. Gene Ontology annotation, cellular component: membrane. The coding region runs from base 4 to 1764 and encodes 586 amino acids.